Paramecium primaurelia is the source of this 417-nucleotide messenger RNA. Lineage: Eukaryota; Ciliophora; Oligohymenophorea; Peniculida; Parameciidae. The record is from the annotation of a GenBank genome assembly.
AUGUUGAAACUCAGAAUAUUUCUUUGGAGAUAUAAAUAAAAUAAAUUACAAAAACAAACAUUUAUUGGAUCUCUUAAACUUGCUAAAUAGGAAUCCAAUAUUUUACAUAAUCAUUUCUUAUAAUUACAGUAAGUACCUAAUGAAUAGAAAGCUAAAUGGAAAUAAAUUAAUUUGAAGAAGGAAAUUGAAGAAUAAGUAUUUAACAUUAAAGCUUAAGCAAAAUUGAUUAAAAUGCCUAAUUUAAAUAAAUAACACAUUUUAGAAGCACUAAAAUUAUAUAAUCUUUCAAUCUAAGCAUUAUUAGAAGGAAAAAGAGAAGUUGUAUAAAAUGAUAAAUUUGUAUUUAAAGAUGGACAAUCCUUAUAAUAGAAAGUGGAUAAAAUUAAGGAUUUUUUGAUGAGAAUUACAAACCAAUGA